CGGAGGCGUGGCCUGACCUUAAGAGGUCGCCUGAAGAUGGCAGGCGGCGGGAGCCUGGCGAUGCGGGUGCUUUCUAGGUGCGGCUGGAUUCGUGGCUCAGACUCCGCCGUGCUGAGUCGCCUGCGCGACGAGGCCGUAGUGCGGCCGGGCUUUCUGAGCCAGGCGGAGGAAGACACGCUAACACAAGAACUGGAGCCCCAGCUGCGACGCCGGCGUUAUGAGUACGACCACUGGGACGCGGCUAUCCACGGCUUCAGGGAGACAGAGAAAUCCCGAUGGUCUGAUGCAAGCCAAGCCAUCCUGCAGCGGGUCCAGGCUGCUGCCUUUGGCCCUGACCAGACCCUGCUAUCCUUGGUCCACGUGUUGGACCUGGAACCUAAGGGCUACAUCAAGCCCCAUGUUGACAGUGUCAAGUUCUGUGGAUCCACUAUCGCUGGCCUUUCCUUGUUGUCCCCAAGUGUUAUGAAGCUGGUGCACACCCAGGAACCUGAGCAGUGGCUGGAACUGUUGCUGGAGCCAGGCUCCCUCUAUAUUUUAAGGGGUUCAGCCCGAUAUGACUUCUCCCAUGAGAUCCUUCGAGAUGAAGAAUCAUUUUUUGGGGAGCACCGGGUCCCCCGGGGCCGACGUAUCUCAGUGAUUUGCCGCUCCCUCCCUGAGGGGAUAGGGCCAGGAAGGCCAGGCAAGCCACCCCCAGCCUGCUGACCUCUACACCUAUCCUCUGGACUUGUGAAUAAAGUUGGAAAAAGAA
This is a messenger RNA of Phodopus roborovskii (desert hamster), 748 nucleotides long. It is a transcript of the gene Alkbh7, whose product is annotated as alkB homolog 7. The record is from RefSeq and is a predicted model, not a curated record. The transcript has 4 exons. Bases 37 to 702 code for a protein of 221 amino acids. Gene Ontology annotation, biological process: DNA damage response; fatty acid metabolic process. Gene Ontology annotation, cellular component: mitochondrial matrix. NCBI's taxonomy places the organism in Eukaryota, Metazoa, Chordata, Mammalia, Rodentia, Cricetidae.